AUGAAAACCAUCUUCCUAAUUGCCUUGGUGAUGUCAACCAUUCUUGCAAUAACUCAGGCCCUUAGUUGCCCGAAAUGUGACGCUGGGGUGAUCAAGUGUCCUGAGAUUCAUAAACUGAAAUGCAAAGGUGGCCUUGUUACUGAUGUAUGUGGUUGUUGUGCUGUGUGCGCCAAAGUCAAGGGGGAGAAUUGCGGAGGACCUUUUAACAUAACAGGCAAAUGUGACUGCGGUUUGAAAUGCUUGAAGAGCCCAAAGGAAAUGGCAACCAUGGGAGAAUUUAAUGCUAAAGGAACAUGUGUACCAAGGUAA
This is a messenger RNA of Paramuricea clavata, 309 nucleotides long. NCBI's taxonomy places the organism in Eukaryota, Metazoa, Cnidaria, Anthozoa, Malacalcyonacea, Plexauridae. The record is from the annotation of a GenBank genome assembly.